This is a messenger RNA of Macrosiphum euphorbiae (potato aphid), 2715 nucleotides long. The record is from the annotation of a GenBank genome assembly. Lineage: Eukaryota; Metazoa; Arthropoda; Insecta; Hemiptera; Aphididae.
AUGAUGAAAUUCAAGUUAAAAAGAAAGAUAUCCAAUGUGUCAAUAAAUAUGGCUUCAGUGUGGAAACGGCUUCAAAGAGUGAAUAAAAGAGCAACCAAAUUUCAAUUUACAUUAUCAUAUCAUCAAAUAAUAUGUGAAACUACUUCUAAAUGGACUCCAAAUAAAUUGGUUGUUGUGUUAAGUCGCAGAAGCCGUCGUUUUGUCAGUGAAGCAUUACCGUGGGAACCUACAAUGAGAGACCCAUUACGAGGAGUAGUAAUUUGGCCAGUUCCAGAAAAUAAGCAACUGUCCAUAACAUUAUUCAAAGACCCUCGGAGUAAUGAGCAUGAAGACAAAGAAUGGACAUUUGCUAUUGAAGAUGUGAGUAAUUUAGGAAAACAUCGACAAAUAGCAGUUGCUGUAUUAAAUAUGAGAAAACACGCCAGUGUAGAUUCUACACAAAGCCAAAUUACAUUGGUAUUUAAACCUACUUCAAAAAAAAUAACUUCUGCAUCUCUUGAAAUGACUAUAACAAGUGUAUUUUUGAGAGAAGGAAAAGCUACUGAUGAGGAUAUGAUGAGUAUGGCUAGUCUUCUUAGCACAAAUAAUAGUGAUAUUGCUCCUCUUGAAGAUUUUGAUGAAGAAGAUAUUGAAGACUCUUUGUUCAAACAAGAUAUGAAUAAUGUAUCGUUUAUGACUAACAAAAUUGAACUUUUAACAAAUAGUUUAAGUGACCCUGAAAUUAUUGGUAGUUCUGUUGGAAAUGAUUCCUUUCAACAAGAAGAAGAUAUGUCAGAGAAUACAAAACAUUUCAAUUUAUCAAUCAAUGAUAAUUCAAAUUCUGAAAAUAGUUCUACUUAUAAUAAUCUUUCUUACAUAAAUAAUUCUGGUUCUGGAGAAGGUAUGAAGAACACUCGAGCAUCAUUAAAACCAUUAAACUUGAAAGAUAUUCAUACUGAUAGUGGUUCUAAAGGUACUGAAACUACUACACCUGGUCAAGAUCUACUUGAAUGGUGUAAAGACAUUACUAAAGGAUAUCCUGGUGUAAAAGUUACCAAUCUUACAACAUCUUGGAGAAACGGCCUUGCCUUUUGUGCUAUUAUUCAUUACUUCCGUCCAGAUAUUAUAGAAUUUGAUGCACUAAAACCUCACGAUAUUAGAGGAAACUGUAAAGCUGCUUUUGAUGCCGGAGAACUAUUGGGUAUAUCCCGUGUAAUUGAACCUUCUGAUAUGGGCGUUCUUACAAUUCCUGAUAAAUUAGCUGUUAUGACAUAUCUAUAUCAAUUAAGAGCUCAUUUUACUGGUCAUGAAUUAGAAGUUCAGCAAAUUGGUAAAACAGCAGAUGAAUCAUCAUAUAUGAUUGGCCGAUUUAAUAAUCCUGAUAGAGAUAUAUCUUUUCAAUUAUUUGAAAAAGAGAUUUUUAGAACUAAUGAUUCUAAUGAUAAAGACCAAAAUUCAUUUGGAAACAUUAAAAAUAAAAAAGAUAAUAUAACUGAUGAUCUGAAUAAUGGAUAUUCCUCAAUAGCAUCUACAAAAGAUAAUAUUACAGAUAAAAUUUUAAAUGGUUCAAAAAGUAUUUUUGACAAAGUAUUAUCUCCAUCUAAAGAAAAAUUAUCUUUUCCAAAGGUGAAAUCAUCAAAAUCAUCUCAGAUAACUAAAAGGCAACUUACCGAUCCUAUAAUUUCUAAUGAUGAUACCUUAUCCCUAGUUUCUAGUGAAAGAAGUAAAAAGUUAACAAGAUCUCUAUCAACUAGUGAGAGCUUAAAAAGUUCAAGCUCAGGUGACAGGACUAGUGAACCAAAGUCAUUACAGGAAACCUAUAAAAAUCACGUUUCUUCUAAACAGAAUGUAACAACUAAUCGACACGUUGAGCUUAGAGAAAGAGCUCGUCAGCUUGUAGAACAAGCCCGCCGAGAAGCUGCUAGACGAUCUGUGCCUCAAUUACCUAGUCAGAAUGAAGAAGAAAGACAGCAGCAGUUAAGAGAUCGUGCUAAAAAAUUAAUAGCAGAGGCACGUAAAAAUAUUAAUGUUUCAACCUCAUCGUCUCCAAUUACAAGUCUAAAUAAUGGAAGUGCUCGAAGUUCAGUAUCCCCAGUUUCAGACAGAUCUCAAACUAGUUUGUUCAACCUUGACAAGUCAUUUGAGUCCAGUAAAAAUAGCAGUAAUUUAGCUUUAGAUUCGAGUAGCCCUCAGAAAUUGCAAUCUUUCACAUCUUUAUUGGAUGCCAGUUCUGUAUCAAAAGAUACUUUUAAGAAUGAAAUCAAUUACAUUCAAAAUGAAAUGGAAUCUUUAGAACGUGAACAGAAACAAAUUGAUUGUCAAGCUGAUGAACUAGAAGUAGAACUAAGAAGAGUUAUGAAUACAGGAAAUGAUCGAGAACGGGAAGAAUUUCUUAUGACAGAAUGGUUUACACUUGUUAAUAAGAAAAAUGCAUUAUUGCGUCGCCAAAUGCAGUUAAACAUUUUAGAAAAAGAAGACGAUUUGGAGAGAAGAUACCAAUUACUUAUUGGGGAACUUCGAAGUAUAAUUGCAAUUGAAGAUUGGCAAAAGACAGAAGAGCAAAGACGUCGUGAGAAUUUAUUGUUGGCAGAAUUAGUAACUAUUGUCAAUAAACGGGAUGAGUUAGUUCAUCAUUUAGAUUCUCAAGAAAGGGCAAUUGAAGAAGAUGAUAAAAUUGUGAGGGAUCUCAAUAGAUCUGGUCUAAUUCAUCAAAAUAAGAACUGUGUUGUACAGUAA